UGAGCAGCCAAAGUUGUCACUGUCAGCCGCCAGCAGGCAGCUCCGACAAUGCCAAUGGUGUGCGUGUGAAUUGGAGCUCCAUCCUCAGUCCAUGAUUCUGUUGCUUUGAUUUUGCUCUGAUCUGAGCUACCCCUAGCUUGAACCGCAACCUUGAAGCCAUGUCUCUGAUCGCGUGUUGUGUCCCAGCCUCUUGAAGUUCUUUCUAGUUCCACCAACCCUUUGUUCUAGCACAAUCUCAGCACAAUAAGCUGUCAUGUUCUUUCCUGUCAAUGUGGCGAACGUGGCUUGCCUGUGGGGAUCUUCUGGCUGCUUAGAAAUUCUCUCUGGCUGGUGCGCUGUCGAGAUUAUGCGCUGCUAAUUGAAUGGAACAGUAUCCUUGGGCCUCAUCAAGCUACAUAGUUGAUGCUGCAAAAGUAGAGCAAUGGCUGGCGACGCUGCGGCAGCAGAUGGUGCAGCGGCAGUCACAUUUGUGGGAGCAGUGGCCCUGUUGCUCGGUGUGGUCACCUUGAAACUGCAAAUGUGGCUGCCACUCCCAUAUACGGCCCUCUUAUUGAUCUGGGGCCUGGUCCUUGGCAUCUGCAACGAGACAUUCACUAGCGGCUGGGGUGUCUACGGCGAAGGCGUCACAAGUUGGCGGAACAUCCCCCCUCACUUCAUCCUCAGCGUUCUCCUCCCUGGCAUCUUGUUUGGCGCCACCUUCGCAAUGCCCAAGGCUGUGCUGCGGCGCAGCUUCCCGCACAUCCUCUUACUGGGCGUCCUUGGCGUUCUCAUGGGGAUUGUCCUGACUGCCGUGUUUGCUCGCUACGUCCUUCCCUACGAUUGGACCUGGCACGAGUGCCUGCUCUUCGGCUCAGUGCUGUCGGCAACGGACCCAGUCGCUGUUGUGGCUGUACUCAAGGAGCUUCGGGUACCGGAUGAGUUGACCGUCGUGGUGGACGGCGAAGCGCUUGUCGAUGACGGCGUGGCUGCGGUUAUGUACAUCGUGUGCACUGGCCUCGUACAAGGAAACGGCACAACUGCGGGCGCUAUUGUGCGCACGCUCUGCCGCCAGUCGCUUGCCGGCCCCGCUAUCGGGCUCGCCUUUGGGCUGCUCUUGGUAUUCGGAAUCGAUUACUGGCCCGCCGACGGAUACAUCACGGAGCUCGGCCUGACUUUGGCGGCGAGCUUUGGGGCGUUCACGCUUGCAGAAGACGUUCUGCAGAGCAAUGGCAUCUUGUGUGUGGUUACGUGCGGCUUCGUGUACGCAUUGCUCGCGAAGCGGGAAGAGAGCGCGGCAAAGGCGCUGGAGUCCUUUUGGUCUUCGUUAGAGUGGUGCCUCAACACGUUGCUGUUCGUGUUGAUCGGUGUCGUGGUGGCGGGGCGGACAUACGAGGGGCAUGAUGUGUUGCCAGGCAAUGACAACAUCGAUUUGAGCGACUAUGGUUUCGCGGUGUUGCUGUGGCUGGCCUUGCUGGUAGUCCGGACGAUUGAUGUAGCACUCCUUUGGCCCUUGCUCGCGCACACCGGACAUGGUUUCUCUAUAAAAGGCGCUCUGGUAACCAUAUGGAGUGGGCUCAGGGGAGUCGUCGGUGUCGCACUCGCGUUGCUGGUCUUCUUAGACCCGGCUAUUUCUAACGAGGGGUAUAAACUGCGGGUGCUUUUCUUUAUGGGUUCCACGGUCUGCCUGACCGUGCUCGUGCAAGGCAGUUUGAUCACACCACUCCUCAAGGUACUGCAAUUGGUAGACACCACCGGAAGUUUCCCAGGCGCCCAAACCCCUUCAGAUGAGUCAGGUCGGUCUGUGACCCGAAGUACCGAGUUGACGGCAAUCACGUUGCAGCCGAAGCAAGAAUUGCGUUGACAAGCCUCUACAAAGGUGGUUAAACAUAGUUAUCCGAGGGUUUCCGCUUUCUAGGUCUGGUUGGCGCACGCAUAAGUAGAAGGUCGUGACUCUGCGAGUUUGUUGAAUCACUGAUUGCUGCUGCUUGACUUUUUUGCAUGAGAAGC
Messenger RNA from Klebsormidium nitens, 1986 nucleotides. NCBI's taxonomy places the organism in Eukaryota, Viridiplantae, Streptophyta, Klebsormidiophyceae, Klebsormidiales, Klebsormidiaceae. The record is from the annotation of a GenBank genome assembly.